GCUGGUGGGCCAGGCCGUGGCGCCCACCUGCUGAUGCGGGGCAAGGCCCCCGGCACAGGACACUGAGCGCCCCGAACACGCCCCUGGCCGCCGCCAUGGCCCGCCUGGCCGCAGUGCUCUGGAGUCUCUGCAUCACCGCCGUCCUGGUCACUUCGGCCACCCAAGGCCUGAGCCGGGCCGGGCUCCCGUUCGGGCUGAUGCGCCGGGAGCUGGCGUGCGAAGGCUACCCCAUCGAGCUGCGGUGCCCAGGCAGCGAUGUCAUCAUGGUGGAGAACGCCAACUAUGGACGCACAGACGACAAGAUCUGUGAUGCCGACCCUUUCCAGAUGGAGAACGUGCAGUGCUACCUGCCCGACGCCUUCAAGAUCAUGUCACAGAGGUGUAACAACCGCACCCAGUGCGUGGUGGUUGCUGGCUCGGACGCCUUUCCCGACCCCUGUCCUGGGACCUACAAGUACCUGGAGGUGCAGUACGACUGUGUCCCCUACAGUGAUGACCUACGUGCUGGGGGAAGCAGGAUCACUUGUGUGCUUCCAUAACCUUCUUUUACUCCUCACCCGUUCCUUUCAGCAGCUGAGGCCUCCAGCCGCCACCUGAGGGGGAUGCCCAUCUGAGCCUUGAAGCCUCCCCACAGCACUGGGGACACUCUCCACCCACCCCCGUGGCCGGGGCGGCAGGGAAGGGAGGCGGGAGGCCGGGAGCAUUGCACGGCAGGGAAGUCAGGCUGGGUUUGAGGCUCGGCCUGGCUCUCGGAUUUUCUGACUCUGAAACUUGAGCAAAUGACUUAAACUUCUCCGAGCUGCUGCAAAAGGAGGCGAGAGGCCAGGACAGCAUGCGUGUGACGCGCCUGGCCCAGGGCUGGCCCCCGAGCCCACUGCCUGCGGCAGAGUGCUGGAUGUAAACGCCCCCCAGGGCAGAGGCUUCGUCCUCACCCCCCAGCGCCCAGACCCGAGCCUGGUUCAGGACGUGCUCAGUAACGGUAUGGGUGCCCCUCGAAGCCACCUUAGCCCGUGUCUUCAUCUGUGACGGUGGGAGGGGGGAUCCCUUCCGGGGGAUGCUGCCAGGAGCAGAGAGAACGUGGGUAAAGCUCCUCGUGCGCCCCACGCCGUAGGUACAUACGAGAGAAACGGUGCCCACUUUUGCCAACUGUGUGGACUCAGUUGUGUUGCUUCACUUCCCUGAGCCUCAGUUUCCCCGUCUAUAGACAGGGUUCUGGAAAGCCUGCCUGGGAAGUACCUACCAUGGUUCCUAGCACUUAGUCACUUAGGAAGCAGAAGGCACCUGGUGGUCAUUGCUUUUGUUGUGACUACUUGUAGUGAUUUUUACCAGUUAUUGCUGUUGGAAAUAAAAAAUAAAACUAAUGACAGAUGAGGAUCACACUCCUCCUGAGACAGGUGAGAUAAAGGGCAGGAAGAGCGUCCCUUGGUCCAAGUGGAGUCCAAAGCAAGUGGACACCAUGCGGGUAAAGAAGCAAGACAAAAGUUAGAGGGCGCAGGGAGGCAAGAGGCAUAGGGACCUCCUGAAGCUGACCCCCCACCCCCAGUGUGGGCCAGGGGCGUGACCCACGGAGACCAGGAUGGCCCAGGGGAUGGGCAGCCCCUGUCUGACCGAGAGCGAGCCUGAGCCCCGGGGGAGGCAGGACACACAGUGACUGUAUCUGGGACACGGGGGGCCACGCGUGCCCUCGACAGGCAGAACCCAGGGCUGAGGGGCUGUAGCUCCUGGUUCCAGAGGAAGGGGAACUGGAGUUCAAGGGUGACGGAAGCUAGGGCCAGAGAACAGGGAGGCGGGGCGCUCACUUGUCCCCACUGUUCGUGUUCGCUGAGCACUUCCUGUGUGCCAGGCCCUGGAUGAGGCGCUGGGAAGCAGCCAAACUCUCCCCCGUGGAACUCCCUGCUUGCGCCUCUAGAGAGGUGGCAGGAGAGCGAGGUCCUGGUCAGAGGUGUCCGAGGGGCCGGCGACACAGAGCCCGAAGGGGGAGCAGCCUGGGCAGCCAUCUUGCCCUGAGCUUCAGAGGCUGGGGUGCCCCCAGUGCUGGUGCGGGCGAGUCGGGUGGGUGCAGGGGCCCACCGCGGGGAGGGGCAGUGGGUGUGUGGGCCUCCCCCCACACACACACAAACACACCCAGACAGGCCCGACUAACGCUGGAUUUGCCUUGCAGCUGAGCACAUUCUAACCGUGCCCCCUUCCUCCCCUAGGUGCGCCUGCCCACCUGGCAGCAGGCAGGGAGCGCCUGGCUCCUGGGCCCCCAGGGGGGCGGGCGGGGGAGCAAACUGAGCCACAGGCUGGCCCCGGGGGAGCGGGGGAGCGUGUCUGUGCCCCCACCUGUCUGUGAUGUCCCCCCCACCCAGCCUCUUCCUUCUCUGCCUUUGUCUCCCCCACCCGGCUCUCUGAGGCCCAGGGGCGCUGCCUGUCAUCCUGUGUCCCACUCUGCCGCCCUCUCUGUGUUGGCUUUUUCUGGGUUGUGAGGGCUUGGGGGAACUCAGCUGGACCCUAGCAAGGCCAGCACAGAAAGGGAAGGAGUUCAGCAUGUUCCUUCAGCUGGGGGCGCCCAGGCCCCUGGAGGCACUGAACCCCCUCCCCCCACCAGGCCCCUGGUUCUAGCAGGAGGGCAGCAGGUGGGUUGUGCAGAGGUGGGGGGGACUGUGUGGCUCUUCCACCCCUACCACUCCCUCCCUGGUGCUCCCCUAACCAGAGCCCACCUUCCAGCUGAAGCUCCCCCCUCCCCAGCCCCCACUGCCCUGAAGGUGCCCCCACCCAUCUGAGGGUUAUGUCCACCUGCCUGUUUGUACACACACCCCCCAUGUCUCUCUUGGUCUCUGUCCUCGCGUGUCUCCCCCUCCCUGUGACUGUCUCCCCGACACCCUCCCCAGAGGCAGGGACUUGGGGGCGGGGGCUGAGCUGAUGCUACGUUCGUUCGGGGUUGGGAAACCAGGAUGAGGAAAGAAAGGAAAAGGGGGCAUGUUGCCAGAUAAGAAACGAAAGCAAUUUAAUCUUUUUUUUUCUCUUUUUUUUUCUUGCACAUUUUUUUUUCAAUUUGUUUUCUCUCUCUCUUCCGAUGCUUAAAGUAGAAGUGGAGCAGAAAGGUAAACGCACUGUUACCAAUGCUAACCCCUAACUCACACUUUGUUCUCACCUGUACCAUACUUAUGUGACCCGCCCUCCCCGCUCGGCCCCUUCUUCUGCCCACCCCAACUGGGUCCAGUUGGUACCCCCCACCCCGGGUGUCCUCCCGGUGGGGCCAGCCCUGGUGCCGCCAUGGGCGACUCCACCCGCCAGACACCUGAGGAAGCUCCUCUCUGAGCUCGGGCAGGACCUUCUGUCUCUCACUCUCUCUCUCUGCCUCGUUUUCUCUCUUUCUGUCUCCCUGUCCCUCCUUCCUAGUCCCAGCCCUUGCGGGGGGACCUGGCCUUCUCUCAUACUUAUUUUGCCUCCUUCAGGAGAAGUGUGUAAGCCUCCAGGGCGGGAGGGGAGGGCGGGACCCCCU
Messenger RNA from Leptonychotes weddellii (Weddell seal), 3487 nucleotides. The record is from RefSeq and is a predicted model, not a curated record. NCBI's taxonomy places the organism in Eukaryota, Metazoa, Chordata, Mammalia, Carnivora, Phocidae.